CUUUUUGCUGGGAAUCAUGUGCUCGUAUAGAGCAGAACCAGGGAGGGAAGGUUGGAAACUUCACAUUGCAAAUGUCUUGUGCUCUGGAAAUCAGGGACUACAGCUCCCGAGAGGCCUUGCGGGCAGCGGCCAGCCGCAGCCAAUAGAGAGCGGCUUUGCUCAGCGACCGGAACACCGCGGGGCUCGCCGGGAGUUGUAUGCCGCCCAGCAGCUAGUAGAGACGGGAGGGACUCUCCGAAGGGGCUGGACCGGGAGGUGUGAAAUGGCUGCGAAGGUGUUUGAGAGCCUGGGGAAGCUCGGCCUGGGGUUGGCCGUGGCAGGCGGAGUUGUCAAUUCUGCCCUGUACAACGUUGACGCGGGACACAGAGCCGUCAUCUUUGACCGGUUCCGAGGGGUCCAGGACGUGGUGGUGGGGGAAGGUACCCACUUCCUCAUCCCCUGGGUACAGAAACCCAUCAUUUUCGACUGCCGCUCUCGCCCCCGCAACAUUCCUGUGAUCACGGGCAGCAAAGAUCUACAGAAUGUGAACAUCACUUUGCGUAUCCUGUUCAGACCAGUGACUGCCCAGUUACCACGGAUUUUCACCAGUAUUGGCGAGGACUACGAUGAGCGUGUCCUGCCCUCAAUCACAACCGAAAUCCUCAAGUCUGUUGUGGCUCGGUUUGAUGCUGGAGAGCUGAUCACGCAGAGAGAGCUGGUCUCCCGGCAGGUGAGCGAGGACCUCACGGAGAGAGCGGCGACCUUUGGGCUCAUCCUGGACGAUGUGUCCUUGACCCACCUGACCUUUGGCAAGGAGUUCACAGAGGCGGUGGAGAUGAAGCAGGUGGCCCAGCAAGAAGCAGAGAGAGCCCGAUUCAUCGUGGAAAAGGCGGAGCAGCAGAAAAAAGCAGCCGUCAUCUCUGCCGAGGGAGACUCAAAGGCCGCUGAGCUGAUCGCCAACUCGCUAGCCACAGCGGGCGAUGGCCUGAUCGAGCUGCGCAAGCUGGAGGCAGCCGAGGACAUCGCGUACCAGCUCUCCCGGUCCCGCAACAUCACCUACCUGCCCUCCGGACAGUCUGUGCUCCUCCAGCUGCCGCAGUGAGCCCGGCUCUGCAGCUGUAGCUAGCCUGAUCGCCUCUACCUAUCAGAUCAGCCCCUUCCAAAAGAAUCUUUGCAAUUUCCUCACUGGUAAAAGUAGGGGAAAUGAGAAUUCAACCCAUUUUUAAUUCUUAAUCAAAUAAAACUGAACACUCUUGACAACAAACCUGCAUUCCUCCCAUGUGCAGUCAGAUCAGUGGCUGCACUGACCCAUAAGAUACAUUUGAGAAUUGCCCCUUUCCAGGCAGUUUGAGCAACAGGAGCAGAGUUUUCAUCUGUUCACUCCUGGGACGCGCCAGCAGCCCAGGUGACUCCCUGACUGCGCAAAUGCUGCGGCUGUCGGGUGUCCCCGUGACACUGUGGUGCCUUUAGGCUGGCAGAGCCAGGGCAGUACAGACUUGCAGGUCCUGGAUUAUGGAACAGGGACACUCGGGGCUCGCUCUGCGGUCAAACCCGUUUGUUUUCAGGUGUCAGCUGAGCAAGGGGACAUCUCAGCUGUGAGGACAGUGUGAGCCGUAGCAGUGAAAACUGGAGGCGCAGAUCGCAUGGGUUGUGGCAGGGGUGAGAUGAGCAGAGAUUCUUUUUCUGUAGUAGAUGGAUUUCAGGCGUGGAGAAGAUAUUUCCUCUGCAGGAAAUACUUUUCGUGUACAUGCUGGAAAUGGGACAUCUCUACUUCUCCCCCCACUGCAUGCUGCUCUGUUUGCUGCCACUUGCCCUGUUGUGCAGCGUUUGCUCCUUCACCAAGGUCAGUGAAGUUGGCAGGUGGCCUGUUCAGGUGGCACUUGGGACAAAGAGGGGACGACUGGGUGCUCUGUGGCUCAGGCAGCCAGAGGUGGGCAGAAUUCUCUGUUACAUCAAUGCUCUUUUUAUUUAGGGAAACUGAAUCGUGAGGAGGAUGUGAUGGGUGAGAUUGUAAACCAGCCUUCAAUAAACGUCAUGGUCCUGA
Messenger RNA from Columba livia (rock pigeon), 2023 nucleotides. It is a transcript of the gene PHB1, whose product is annotated as prohibitin 1. The record is from RefSeq and is a predicted model, not a curated record. The transcript has 8 exons. Gene Ontology annotation, cellular component: membrane; mitochondrion. Bases 17 to 1081 code for a protein of 354 amino acids. NCBI's taxonomy places the organism in Eukaryota, Metazoa, Chordata, Aves, Columbiformes, Columbidae. Gene Ontology annotation, biological process: mitochondrion organization.